Messenger RNA from Lagopus muta (rock ptarmigan), 1511 nucleotides. It is a transcript of the gene GNB1, whose product is annotated as G protein subunit beta 1. The transcript has 11 exons. Gene Ontology annotation, cellular component: cytoplasm; heterotrimeric G-protein complex. Bases 373 to 1395 code for a protein of 340 amino acids. Gene Ontology annotation, molecular function: protein binding; signaling receptor complex adaptor activity. Lineage: Eukaryota; Metazoa; Chordata; Aves; Galliformes; Phasianidae. The record is from RefSeq and is a predicted model, not a curated record. Gene Ontology annotation, biological process: G protein-coupled receptor signaling pathway.
CCGGGCAGUCACGGGCGGGGCGGAGGGGGGGGGGAGGUUAACCGCGCCCAGGCUCUCGCUUCCCGAUGGCUGCGGGGAGCUGAACGGGGCCCGAGUGUACGAGGAGGAGCCGAGACCUGCUAGCACCCCCGCCCCGCUCCGUCGCUCCUUCCGAGUCUACGCCCCGGCCCGAGCCGCUGCCUCAGGAGCGCAGCGCGGGCGGCUUCCCCCUCCCCUCCGCCGCCGCCGCCCCUUCCCCACCUCAGGCCGGCGGGGACGCGGGCAGGAGCCGCGGGCGACGGCCGGAGCGGCCCUGUUGAUGAGCAGCGGCCGGAAGGGCAGAUUUCUGGUUGUUUGAGAGGUGGCAGCAGAGGACACCUUUAGCACAGGAAAAUGAGUGAGCUCGACCAGUUACGCCAGGAGGCUGAGCAACUGAAAAACCAAAUCAGAGAUGCUAGGAAAGCGUGUGCAGAUGCCACCUUGGCUCAGAUCACAGCCAAUAUUGACCCGGUGGGGAGAAUUCAGAUGCGCACCAGGAGAACGCUCCGGGGACACCUGGCCAAAAUUUAUGCAAUGCACUGGGGGACCGAUUCCAGGCUUCUAGUUAGUGCCUCCCAGGAUGGCAAACUUAUAAUUUGGGACAGCUAUACUACAAACAAGGUGCAUGCUAUUCCCCUGCGUUCGUCUUGGGUCAUGACUUGUGCAUAUGCGCCUUCUGGAAACUACGUGGCUUGUGGUGGUCUCGAUAACAUCUGUUCCAUUUAUAACUUGAAAACUCGUGAAGGGAAUGUACGUGUCAGCCGUGAGCUAGCUGGGCAUACAGGAUACUUGUCAUGCUGUCGUUUCUUGGAUGAUAAUCAAAUUGUUACCAGCUCUGGCGACACCACUUGCGCUCUCUGGGACAUAGAAACUGGUCAGCAGACAACUACAUUUACUGGGCACACUGGAGAUGUCAUGAGUUUGUCUCUGGCUCCUGAUGCUCGGUGUUUUGUUUCCGGUGCCUGCGAUGCCUCUGCCAAACUGUGGGAUGUUAGAGAAGGAAUGUGUCGGCAAACCUUCACUGGCCAUGAGUCGGACAUCAACGCCAUCUGUUUCUUCCCCAAUGGCAAUGCGUUUGCCACAGGCUCGGAUGAUGCUACAUGCAGGCUUUUUGAUCUUCGGGCUGAUCAGGAACUUAUGGUUUAUUCACAUGAUAACAUCAUCUGUGGCAUCACCUCUGUAGCAUUUUCCAAGAGCGGUCGUCUCCUCCUAGCUGGUUAUGAUGACUUCAACUGCAAUGUUUGGGAUACGCUGAAAGCUGAUAGAGCAGGUGUCCUUGCUGGUCAUGAUAACCGUGUCAGUUGCUUAGGUGUGACUGAUGAUGGUAUGGCAGUGGCAACAGGAUCAUGGGACAGCUUCCUCAAGAUCUGGAACUGAAAAGAGUGGCGGACUCCGUGACUGGAAGAAGUUUCCAACGAUUGAAAAUUAAAAAUGAUAGCAUAUUCAAUCCAACUAUACUAACUUGGACCCCCAUCCUCCCCAACUUCAAAGGG